UGUUUUAGUUAUUUAACUACCAAAGAGAAAACCGGAAGGGUCUUCUCCCAAGAGCAAAGCACAAGAUUUCAGCUCCAACGACAUCGUUUCGGAGUAGUAGAUCCGAAAUGGAAGCCUCACAGUCGCAGGCAUCAGCGAACGCAGCCCUGAACCCUCACCCUAACCCUAACAGCAAUUACACAAACAAUAGCAAUUCUAUACUGUCAUCGACGCCGGUGUGGCCCACAAUCGACGGUCCGUUGGGCCUGUCGGAGGAAGAAUCGUUAUCUUACGCUCGGAGGUUCUACAAGUUCGGCUACGCGCUUCUGCCUUUUCUUUGGGCUGUCAAUUGCUUCUACUUCUGGCCUGUUCUCCGUCACUCUCGCUCCUUCCCUCGCCUUCGCCCCUAUGUUGUGUCAUCAGCAAUUGGGUUUUCAGUGUUUUCAGUUAUUUUGUCUUCAUGGGCAUUGACAUUUGCCAUAGGAGGAGAACAUCUCUUUGGUUCUACCUGGGAUCAACUGGUAAUGUAUAACGUUGCAGACCGGUUAGGUUUGACAGGUUGGAGCUAGUUUUCUUCCCUUUCAAAAUUUUAUGGCUGCUAGCUUUUGCAUUAUCAAUCCCCAAACUAUAUUUUGAAUGAAGAAAAAAGAAUCUCAUUUGAAGUCAACAUGUGUAUAUUCUGAUUGUUGAACCAAUUAUGCUUUUGUAAUCAAAAUUGUCAAAUUGUUUUGAGGCUUAUGAGCUUAAUAUGUAGAAGGAAUGCAAUUAAACAUAAAAUCCUUUUUUUCUUUUCCUUUGUGCUUAUAUGCCGAAAGACUUCUCUUUUUCUUGUUGAUUUGGGAUUAAUGCAUCCUAAUUACUUUCUUAAAGCGCUUGGCGUGACACUUACUCUUGGUUUAGUCUUAUUUGAUAAAUUAGAUUUGGGGUUGUAUUAUUAGUAGUGUACGUUAAAAUAUGGGGUUUAAUCUGAUUUGAGUCAUGGUUUUAGAUUACCAUGUGUCACUUUGCACCAAUUCCAUCAUCAAACUUUCAUAUUCAUGAUGGAGGAACUCUUAUAUACAAAUUGUCAAAUAAUGGACAAAAUGGCUGUUCCACACUCUAGUGUCACCUAUCUUAAUUCACGUACAAGUUCUCCCAUGGAAACUUGGAUCCUUGUGUAGAAGAUUUUCAUGCAACAUUUGCAAGAGAGACAAUUUGAAAUAAAGGGUCUGUAUAAGCUAAUAACUUUUUACGUGAUAAACAAUUUAAGUACAGCAAAACACUAUAUGCAAAAGGCAAAAGGCAAAAGGCAAAAGUCCCAAUUUCAAGUUUUCAACCCUUAUCUGCCCUGACUACCCUGCGAGGUAGAGAUAUAUAAACCACAAAUUUUAGAUUCCAAAGUGGACCCAAAAUUAAAGCUUGCCACACAAACUUUAGUUACACCGAAAAACACAACAUGAAGACUAAGGUUUGCCAAUAGGAGUGAGGCAAUCUCACCUUAUCCACACUCCACCCACAAUCAUUUAUCCAAUUCAUGAUCUCUUCUUUCCACAUCACUAACUUAUCAAAUAUCCCCAAUCACAAAUCUAUUAUACUGAAUGACUUUGUAGAAGAUUAAAAUUAAAACGCCAAUUAAACUUCAUUUUCUGUGGUAAACAAUUACUCCCAUUUGUCGCAAUGGCAGCCAUGAACUCCAGCGUUUUGGCAUGCAACUAUGCUAUCUCAGGCAGUGGGCUAAAUGCCAAGAUCCCCUCAGUGCCUUCAGUUGCUUCCCCAAUUUUGCCUGGUGGUCACAAGUUGCCAGUGAUCAGAGCUCAACAACAGGGUAAAGUCUCGGGUUCCAAAGAAUCAAGUGGCAAUGAAGGAAGAAGAGCUGCUAUGCUGUAUUUGGCAGCUACCCUUUUCACCACAGCGGCUGCUUCUUCUGCAAAUGCUGGGGUCAUUGAUGAUUACCUUGAAAAGAGCAAAGCUAACAAGAUUGAGGUGAGAAAAUGCAGGAGUUGAAUGACAAGAAGAGGUUGGCCACAAGUGGAGCAAACUUUGCAAGAGCAUACACUGUUCAAUUUGGCACCUGCAAGUUCCCUGAGAACUUUACAGGAUGCCAGGAUCUUGCAAAACAAAAG
Messenger RNA from Gossypium arboreum, 2081 nucleotides. RefSeq names its product probable gamma-secretase subunit PEN-2. Gene Ontology annotation, cellular component: gamma-secretase complex. NCBI's taxonomy places the organism in Eukaryota, Viridiplantae, Streptophyta, Magnoliopsida, Malvales, Malvaceae. The coding region runs from base 108 to 548 and encodes 146 amino acids. The transcript is spliced from 3 exons. The record is from RefSeq and is a predicted model, not a curated record.